This is a messenger RNA of Cloeon dipterum, 702 nucleotides long. Its product is annotated as putative lysozyme-like protein. The transcript has 4 exons. NCBI's taxonomy places the organism in Eukaryota, Metazoa, Arthropoda, Insecta, Ephemeroptera, Baetidae. The record is from RefSeq and is a predicted model, not a curated record. The coding region runs from base 105 to 533 and encodes 142 amino acids.
AGGAAGUUUCUCUUCCGAAGCGAGACUCGUCUCCCACUUUGGCCGCGUAUAAAAGGUUGGUGCGUAAAGCCGACAACAACACACACCACAGAGAUUCCUUCGACAUGACAUUCCUCCUUAAGGUCUUCGCCAUUACCCUCGUCCUCGCCAUGGCACAAGCCAAACCAGGUUGGGGCUCGAGCAGCAGCAGCAGCAGUUCUUCCAGCUCGUCCGGAUCUAAUGGCGGUUACAACAACGGAGGCUACGGCGGUCAGGGUUUCCAGGCGGGCUACCAACCCGGUUUCCAGUCGUUUAACUUCCCCGACUUCGGAUUCGGAUUCCCCGGCGCGUAUCCGCAACAGUUUCAAACCUUCGGAUAUGGAGAUUACGACGGUGGUUUGGGCGUGAGGCUCGGCGCCGGCCCCGGAGUGCAGUCCGUGCAAGUGGGCGCCGCCCAACACUCGACAGGCAACAGGGGCUCCUUCGCCUCGUCCAGCUCCAGCGUUGACGGAAACGGCAACAUCCAGUUCCAGGCCGAGAAGGGCACCUUCUAAUCAAAUUUAAUUUAAUUAAAAAAAUAUAAUGUGCGGUGCGUGCGUAUUUGAAUGAAUCUCACUCGAUGGUACAAUUUUAUAUACUCGUGUAGUUUAUUAACACUUGAUUCAUCUUGUAGUUCUCGGUGAUAAGUUAUUACAAGAAUAAAUAAUAAUCAAAAUAAUAAAA